AAGAAUUAUAUGAAGAUGAAUCAAAUUCAGAUGAUUUAUACAUAGACAAAGCAUACCAAUAUGAAUUAUAUUUAAAUGAGUCAUCUCAAGCUAAAUUAUACUCGGAUGAAUACCCUGAUGAAUGCUUUGACAAACACUCUAAAGAACUCCCUGAAGAACUCUCUGAAGAACCCCUUAAAAAACAUUCUGAUGAAUGCACUAGUAAGUCAAAUCAAGAUAAAACAAGCCAAAAUAAACUGUGUUCUAAUGAAUCUACAAAGUAUGUAAAAUCUUAG
Molecule: messenger RNA, 275 nt
Organism: Racocetra persica
Lineage: Eukaryota; Fungi; Glomeromycota; Glomeromycetes; Diversisporales; Gigasporaceae
Source: the annotation of a GenBank genome assembly